AUGGACGGCUCUAUGGCUUCUGGGAUUGGCAAUGAGAAAGCAACUACAGAUGUUGAUGACUCUACAUGGGAUGCUUUUGAUAUUUCAUCUUCAGAAGAUGAAUAUGAAAUACCUUCGUCUAAUGAUGAUGAUAGCAUUUUUGGUGAUCCUGUAUCUGAGUCUGAUAAUAUGGACAUCGAUGAUGAAGACAGCAUAAGAGAGACAGAUGAUGAACCCACUUCUGAAAAUACGAGUGAUGUGACAGGAAGUUCCCAGUUGGACCAUACUAAGCAGGAAGAUAAUAAGGAUCCAUAUGAUAUUGAUGCUGAAAUGAGCAGACAAGCGAAAAAAGAUCAAGGCUCAUCGAAAUCUAGGAUCAUGUCACUGGGAGCUGCUCGGGAUGAGAUUAUUCAACAUUAUGAGGACAUUUAUCAGGUGACAAUGGAAAAUACAAGCAUGGUAGGAUUUGUAAGAAAGGAUCUUUACAACAUGUCUUGCCGUGAAAAGAGGAAGAUGCUUGCAAAGGGUGACGCCAACACAACCAUUGGCAUUAUGGAGAAGAGGAAGCGAGAUGAUCCUGAAUUCUUUUUUGAUUACAAGCUUGGUAAAGGUGGACAAUUGUUACACCUGUUCUGGUGUGAUUCUCAGUCUCGGCAGGACUAUGCCGACUUCGGUGACGUGCUGGCGUUUGACAGCACGUACAAAACAAAUCGGUAUGCUAUGCCGUUCAUACCUUUUGUGGGAAUAAACAAUCACCGCCAGACUACUGUUUUUGCAUGCGCCAUUGUCUCGGACGAAAAGGAAGUAACAUACAAGUGGUUGUUAGAAACAUUCCUGAAAGCCAUGUAUCAGCAGAAGCCUAAAGGGAUCAUCACUGAUGGGGACGCUGCAAUGAUCACCGCUGUUGGUAAAGUCUUUCCAGGCGUGUGGUACCGUGUUUGUACGUGGCAUAUUGAGAAGAACAUGAAGAAGCACAUUGACUCCCUGGCUCACAAUGAAUUCCGGUCGCUGCUGUACUACACCACUUCGAACAAGUAUUCGAGGGGAGAUGGAGGGCAUUCGUCGAGAAGCACCAGACGGAAUUAA
Molecule: messenger RNA, 1065 nt
Organism: Lolium perenne
Lineage: Eukaryota; Viridiplantae; Streptophyta; Magnoliopsida; Poales; Poaceae
Source: RefSeq, a predicted model, not a curated record